Molecule: messenger RNA, 1601 nt
Organism: Drosophila busckii
Lineage: Eukaryota; Metazoa; Arthropoda; Insecta; Diptera; Drosophilidae
Product: solute carrier family 2, facilitated glucose transporter member 3
Exons: 4
Coding region: 16-1542 (508 amino acids)
Biological process (GO): monosaccharide transmembrane transport
Cellular component (GO): membrane
Molecular function (GO): hexose transmembrane transporter activity
Source: RefSeq, a predicted model, not a curated record
GCUGGAGCCCUGGCAAUGGCAGAACAUAAAGAGGACAAGGCAGCGAUGGCCAAGACAAACCAAGACACACCUCUAAUGGCGAAACAGGCAAAGCCUUUGGCGCAGCCGCAAUGGACUUGGCGUCUAAAGCUUACAGGCUUUGGCACAACGCUGGCUACAGCGCUGCCUGGCGGCUACUGCGUGGGCGUGGUCAACAGUCCAGCGGUGCACAUGCGCGCCUGGUGUUUGGCCUGCAUGAAGUCGCAGCAUGGUUUGGAUCUAAGUGCAGGCGCGCUGGAGCUGCUUUGGUCCAGCGUUGUAUCCAUUUAUUUAGUAGGCGGCGCUUUGGGCUCGCUGAUGGGUGCUAGCAUAGCCAACAAAUGCGGACGACGUGGCGCUUUCUAUAUCAAUGGACUGCUGCUGGCACUGGGCGUUGUUUGCUUCAGCAGCUGCCGCGCGCUGGAGUCUGUGCCACUGCUGCUGCUGGGUCGGCUGCUCACUGGACUGGCCACAGGCUUAACCAUUGCCUUUCUCACACUGUAUCACACCGAGCUGACUGCGCUGCCACAGCGCAGCAGCAUUGCGCCGCUUUGUGGCAUGGGCUUAACCGCAGGCGUUGUUGUCGCCCAAAUCUUCAGCUUGCAGUCAAUAUUUGGCGGUGAGCAGCAUUGGCACAUAGCCUUGUCCUUCUAUGGCGUAUUUAUGCUGCUAGGCUUUGCGCCAUUUCGAUUGUAUCCUGAAAGUCCCAAGUGGUUAUUUAUAGUCAAGGCGCGCAAGCUGCAGGCGGCGCAGUCAUUGCAGCUGCUGCGUGGCUAUGCCGCAGAUAGCGAAGCUCUAAAUGCGGAGCUACAAGCGCUGGAACAGGAGGCGAGUGUCAAGAGCAAGCCAAGCAGCUUUAUGCAGCUGCUGCGUAAUCCAAAGUUACAUUUGCCUCUGAUUCUAGUCUGUGCUUAUCUGGGUGGCCAACAGCUGUCCGGCAUUAAUGCAAUUUUCUAUUACUCCGUCUCCAUCUUUCGUCAGGCUGGCCUUAGCGCUCAAGCUGCGGAAUGGGCCAACCUAGGCGCCGGCUCUGUUAAUCUUGCAGUUUCGCUGCUGGGCCCAAUGCUCAUGGCACGCGUCAAUCGCCGCCCCUUAAUGCUCGUGUCCUGCGGCUUUUGCGCUCUAUUUCUGUUUCUGUUUGCCAUGCUGCUGCAUUUUAUUGACAGCUGCAGUUGGUUCGCCUUGGGCUGCAUUGCCUGCAUCUUCCUGUACAUAUUCUUCUUUCAGCUGGGUCUGGGUCCGCUGCCUUUCUUCAUAGGCGCUGAGCUAUUUGAGCUGUCUCCACGUCCCGCUGCCAUGUCCUUGGGCAGCGUCGUCUACUGGCUUUGCAAUCUGCUCAUAGGCAUGGCAUUCCCAGCGCUGCAGCAGGCCUGGGGUGCUUUGGUCUUCCUGCCUUUCUCCAUCAACUGCGUGCUGCUGUUUCUGCUCACCCAGCGCUAUUUGCCAGAGACGCGCGGUUGCGAACCCGCCGAUGUAGCGCCGCUAGUUGCCGCGGGCUUUAAAUCAAAGCGCAGCAGACAGUGAUUAGACUUUAAUUAAGCUUGUAUUUUAUUUAAAUAAAUACGCGCUGAUUACGACGCCUC